Ilex paraguariensis (yerba mate) is the source of this 798-nucleotide messenger RNA. NCBI's taxonomy places the organism in Eukaryota, Viridiplantae, Streptophyta, Magnoliopsida, Aquifoliales, Aquifoliaceae. The record is from the annotation of a GenBank genome assembly.
AUGGCUGAACGCUCAUUGGAUGGUUCUUCCCGGCCGAAUUCCACUUGUCGGCCACCGCCACCGCCACCAGCACCGUCACUACCAUCACCAGAUGAGCGCACUUUGAAGUGUAUACUAGAUAGAGUCCACACUCAAACCAUACUGUGUUCCACCACCAUGGUAACCAAAUUCGUGCUCCGACCUCACUCUCUCUCCUUCACCUUUCUCUCUUCUGCCCGCUUCUUCCCCAGACCCCUCACUCUCUCUCUUCUCUCCACCAACACCGCCUCCGCAACCACUAAUCUCAACAAUCAAAUUCUCUCCUACGGACCCUCCCUUCACAAAGGACACAAACUCACCGAGCACCACCAACCGCAACCUCCUUUCACACUCUCAGCGGACAAGAAAUUACCACAAGAACAACAUGAAGUAGUAGAAGACAAUUUAUUGGAUGAAGAAAGCUUCACUCGCGUCUUCGACAUAGCCGCCCUUCGAGUCCCGUCCGAGCACUGCUUUGCACUCGAAAGUCGUCUCCGAGGCCACCUAUUGAAUUGGCCUCGCAUUCGCAACAUCGCUAGGGUUCCCGGCGACGAAAUCGAAGACGAGAUUAAGAAUUUCCUCAAACACCAAGCUGGUGAUUCUGGUUCUAACGAUGAUGAUGAUGAACGCUUAGUGUCAUUGGAACGGCGAAUUUACGGAAAAGCUGAAGGAGACGGUGGGCCAUUGAGUCCAGUGUUGUACAGAGACAAACUAGCGAAGACGUUUAAUUCGAGGGNAACGCUUAGUGUCAUUGGAACGGCGAAUUUACGGAAAAGCUGA